Messenger RNA from Rangifer tarandus platyrhynchus (Svalbard reindeer), 1992 nucleotides. The record is from the annotation of a GenBank genome assembly. Lineage: Eukaryota; Metazoa; Chordata; Mammalia; Artiodactyla; Cervidae.
AUGCUGGUGACCUGGAUCCUGCCGAUGGUUUUCUGGCUCUGGGUGCCCAACACUGCCUCCUCCUCGGCCACUGCCACAUCCACGGCCAUUGCCACAUCUACAGCCACUGCCGCAUCCACAUCAUCAGGGACGACAGCAACAGAUCACACAAAAACUUCUGCUAACACCACAGUCUCUGAAAACUCCAUCACCACUUCUGGUCCAUUUGAAUCUUCAAUCUCUUCUGCAAGUUCUGUCACCACCAUACCAGGGAGUACCACCACUACUUUUGAUCUGUCUGAAUCCUCAUUCUCCUCUGUGGGAUCGUACACCACAGUCCUUGGGACCUUUACCACUACACCUGGUCAGUCUGAAUCCACAGUGUCUUCUGAGGGUGCCAAAGCAACAGUACAACUGACCUCCACCACAACAUUUGAUCAAUCUGAAACCACAAUCUCUUCUGAGGGUUCACUCACCACAGUCCUUGAGAGUUUACUCCCUACUUCUGAUCAGUCUGAACCCAUAUUCUCUUCUGAGAGUUCCAACACCACAGUCCAUGGGAGUUCCAUCACCUCAUCUGGUCAGUCUGAAUCCAUAGUCUCUUCUGAGGUCUCUUCUCAGAGUUCCCACACCACAUCUGGUCAGUCUGAGUCCACAGUCUCUUCUGAGGGAUCCACCACCACAGUCCCUGGGAGCUUUACCACCACAUAUGGUCACUAUAAAUCCACAAUAUCUUCUGGGAGUUACCACACCACAUAUGGUGAGUCUGAAUCCACAAUCACUUCUGAGGGUUCCCCCACCACAGUCCCUGGAAGCUCCACCACCACAUCAGUUCUGUCAGAAUCCACAGUGUCUUCUGGCAGUUCCCACACCACAUCAGGUCAGUUUGAACCCACAGUCUCUUCUGAGGCUUCUCCCACCACAGUCCUUGGAAGCUCCACCACCACAUCAGUUCUGUCAGAAUCCACAGUGUCUUCUGAGAGUUCCCACACCACAUCUGGUCACUCUGAAUCCACAGUCUCUUCUGCAGCUUCCUCCACUACAAUCCCUGGGAGUUUUAUCUCCACAUCUGGUCAGUCUGAAUCCACAGUCUCUUCUGAGGGUUCCCAAACAACAGUACUACUGAGCUCCACCACCACAUUUGAUCACUCUGAGCCCACAUUCUCUUCUGAGAGUUCCCACACCACAUCAGGUCAGUCUGAAUCCACAGUCUCUUCAGAAGCUUCUCCCACCACAGUCCCUGGGAGUUUUUUCACCACAUCUGGUCAAUCUGAACCCACAGUCUCUUCUGAGGCUUCUCCCACCACAGUCCUUGGAAGCUCCACCACCACAUCAGUUCUGUCAGAAUUCACAGUGUCUUCUGAGAGUUCCCACACCACAUCUGGUCAGUAUGAAUCCACAGUCUCUUCUUCUGAUUCCACAGUCUCUUCUGAGGGAUCUCCCACCACAGUCGCUGGGAGCUUUAUCACCACAUCUGGUCAGUCUGAAUCCACAGUUUCUUCUGAGAGUUCCCCCACCAUAGUCCUUGGAAGCUCCAGUACCACAUCAAUUCUGUCAGAGUCCACAGUCUCUUCUGAUAGUUCCCAUACCACAUCUCAUCAGUCUGGAUCCACAGUCUCUUCUGAGGUUUCUCCCACCACAGUCCCUGGGAGUUUUAUCACCACAUCUGGUCAGUCUGAACCCACAUCUGAAUCCACAGUCUCUUCUGAGGGCUUCUACACCACAUCUGGCCAGUCUGAAUCCUCAGUGUCUCCUUCAGGUUCCCCCACCAUGGUACCUGGGAGCUCUACCACUACUGGUCUGUCUGAAUCCACAGUGUCUUCUGAUGGUUCCCAUACCACAAUUCCCAUGUCCUCCCCAACCAUUUCUGGUCUGCCUGAAUUCACCAUGUCUUCUGAGGGUUCCCUCACCACACGCCCUGGGAGUUUUGCCACUACUUCUGGGUGUCUCAGCACCAUCAACACAUACAGUCUCCUCUUACACCUCAACAAUUUAUAUACCUUCCAACUCUGA